AUGAACACAAGAGGUACUCGCAGAAAGGGUACACGAGGCCACGAUAGAGGCCGAGGAAGUGCUAGAGCUGGGUCUUCAACAUCGAGUCACAUGCCUGCUAGGGAGGCACUAGCCUCACCAAUAACUGAAACAAGGUCUCAUGACCGAGCAGCUGGGGAUGAUUCUCUAUCUCAAGUAAUGCUACGUGAUCUUGAAAGGUACGAGGUAGAGUUUCUGCGACUGAGUCAGUAUGCUCACGGGAUAAUCACAAAUGAGUAUGAACGCUAUGUGCAGUUUGAAGAUGGCCUCCGGGAUGAGUUACAUGUGCUGAUAGCUCCGCAGAGGGAGCGAGACUUUGAUACCCUUGUUGAGAAAGCAAAAAUUGCUGAGGAUGUGAAGUGCUCUGAGCUCCAGAAUCGCGAGAAAGAUAGGGGCAGAAAUAAGAGGGAUUUUGGACCCUCGAGUUCUUCUGGAAGGCCUAUGAAGAGGGCCAAAUUUGAUGGGUCAGUCCAAGUGGUUCCUGUUGUUUCUGCAAGACCGCAACCUUACGCUGAUUGUAAGAGAGUUCACCAGGGCAGAGUUGCUGGUAACACUGAGGCAACACAGCUAGCCUUGUUCUAUGCUGCUCAUCGCCGAGAGGAUGGUGAUGCCCUUGACGUCAUAACUGGUAUGUUCUUGAUUUAUAAUGUAUCAUACACUGCUUUAAUUGACAUUGGGUCUACACACUCGUAUGUUGCAUGCACUGUGUCUGGGAUGCUGGGUAUUCAAUUUGAAAAUACUGUUAGUGAGAUUACUGUGUUGAGUCCAGUAGGACAGUCGGUUAGGGUGAAUAAGUUGUUCAGAGGCUUGCCCCUAGAGGUCCAAAGGGUUGUCUUUCCGGUGGAUUUGAUAGAACUGUCGUUUGGAGAAUUCGAUAUUAUAUUGGGCAUGGAUUGGCUAGUGAAGUACCGUGUGAAAUUGGAUUGCACUGCUAAGCAUACAGUGUUGAAGUCUACUGAGGAUGAUGAGGUGAAUGUGAUAGGCGAGCAAAGAGAUUAUCUGUCUAACGUAAUUUCAGCGUUAAGGGCCGAGAAACUGGUUCAGAAGGGUUGUGAGAUGUUUUUAGCUUAUACUAGCAUUUCUAAUUCUAAAAGUCCUUCUGCUGAAGAUGUUAGAAUUGUUAAGGAGUUUUCGGAUGUAUUUCCUGAAUAG
Messenger RNA from Gossypium arboreum, 1170 nucleotides. RefSeq lists its product as uncharacterized. NCBI's taxonomy places the organism in Eukaryota, Viridiplantae, Streptophyta, Magnoliopsida, Malvales, Malvaceae. The record is from RefSeq and is a predicted model, not a curated record. The transcript is spliced from 3 exons. The coding region runs from base 1 to 1170 and encodes 389 amino acids.